Molecule: messenger RNA, 1331 nt
Organism: Alternaria alternata
Lineage: Eukaryota; Fungi; Ascomycota; Dothideomycetes; Pleosporales; Pleosporaceae
Product: acid phosphatase/Vanadium-dependent haloperoxidase
Exons: 2
Coding region: 1-1290 (429 amino acids)
Biological process (GO): phospholipid metabolic process
Molecular function (GO): phosphatidate phosphatase activity
Source: RefSeq, a predicted model, not a curated record
AUGAGGUCCGUCAAAGGAGUCGGCGUGCCGUCGGUGAAGCUCGUCGCAUCCUACAUCUUCGACUGGAUUGUCAUCAUCGCCAUCGCAGCCAUUGCCGGUGGUUGGGAAUAUGUCGAACCAUUCAAACGACCCUUCUCGCCUGUCAAUCUCGACAUAUCGUACCCGUACCAGACCAGCGAGAUGAUACCAACAUGGCUCCUCGUCGUUGUAUCGCUCAUCGCGCCUGCCGCCAUUGUUUUCAUCGUGUGUCUCAUCUGGGUCCCCGGACCCACGGCUGAACGUGGGACACCAAAAUCGCUUAUUUGGAGGAGGAAGCUCUGGGAAUGGAACACUGGCUGGAUGGGCCUCGCGCUUUCCCUUGCGACGGCAUUCCUCAUCACGCAGGGCAUGAAGAAUCUUUUUGGAAAGCCGCGACCUGAUCUGCUGUCGCGAUGUCAGCCAGAUCUCACGCGUAUCGGAACGACCACCAUCAGCCCUCUGGGAGAGUUUUAUCAACCGCAAUGGGUGCUCGUCACCGCCGACAUCUGUACACAACCAGAUUCGGACAUACUCAAGGACGGCUUCAAAUCCUUCCCCAGUGGACAUGCCAGCUUCUCAUGGGCCGGACUCCUCUACCUCACUCUCUUCCUCGCCUCCAAGUUCUCCGUCGCAAUCCCCUUCCUUCCUCCACGACCCUACUCCGCAAACCCCGCUCACACCUCAGCCGUCUCCCCAUCCAACCUCAAGAGGCUAGCCACACUCCCUAUCCACAAGCAAGACUCAACUCUCUCGAACCCUACCUCCUACAACGACGACACUGUAGUACCUAUUCGCUACCAAAACGCUGCACCCCCCGUUUACACCCUCGUGCUUGUCUUGGUACCCAUCUGCGCCGCCAUAUACAUAACAAGCACGCGCUUCACCGAUUUCCGUCACUUCGGUUUUGAUCUGCUGUUCGGUACGCUGAUUGGCGUAACGUGCGCGUGGUUUUCCUUUCGCUGGUACCAUCUCCCCAUCACACGGGGCGCGGGAUGGGCCUGGGGUCCGAGGAGCUACGACCGUGCGUGGGGCAUUGGUGUUGGUAGAGGAAGUUAUGUCGGAACUGAGGGAUGGAGCAGGAAAGGAGAUAGUGAGACAGCGCUUCGGAGGCGAGCGGACGGCCAGUUCAAUGCCCAUGCCAACGGUGUGGAUGAGAGUGAACUGAGUGUGCUGAAUCGCAAUGGCGCACCGCAUGCUGGUAACCCACCCAGCGCAAUGCACUCGAGGAGUGGUACUGCGCAGACAUAUCAUGCCACGACGCAGGAUGUUUGAUCUUUUCUACUUUUGAUACUAUAUAAUGUAUUAGGAAGCAU